AUGGUCGACGGGAUGGCUGCUACGGGAACAAUGUCGUGGGCGUGCACGAGGAAGGACCAGCGGCGGCGUCACCACGAGCAUGCGGCGACGGUGGUCCGUGACUUCGGUCGCGCGUGGAGAGGAGGUGGCGUCUUCUUCUCCGGUGUUGACUCACGGCUGCAGGCGGUCGGCGCAAAGGGGAGGAAGACUAGAGGUGGGGUAGAGAAGUGUCGCGCGGCGUUUUCUACUCGUUGUGCAAAAAGUGGCAGUGAGCGACGCCUCGCCAUCGACGAGACCAACCUCUUCGAAACCCUAGGCGGAAUCCAGCCCUUCAUCGAUCUCUCAACCAAUUUCUACAACAGGGUUUUCGCUGAUGAGGAAGAGUGGUUCUGAUCUAUCUUUUCGAAUUCGAAGAAGGAGGACGCGAUUUGGAACCAGUACGAGUUCUUCGUUCAGAGGAUGGGAGGCCCUAAUCUGUAUUCCCAGAGGAAAGGUCAUCCAGCUCUGAUCGGACGACAUGCACCAUUCCCUGUUACACACCAAGCUGCUGAGAGGUGGUUGCACCACAUGCAACAAGCACUCGAUAGCACCAUGAGCAUCGAUCCUAAUUCAAAAGUCAAAAUGAUGAAUUUUUUCAGGCUGGCUUUCAGGCACACUGCUUACUUUCUCGUGGGUGGGAAUGAGAUGACAAGGCAAAGGCAACAAGUUCUCAAUGUAAGCAUGCAGCAAAUGGACCAUCAACAUCUACUUGAGAUUCAACUUGCUCUUUAA
Zingiber officinale is the source of this 750-nucleotide messenger RNA. Its product is annotated as two-on-two hemoglobin-3-like. The record is from RefSeq and is a predicted model, not a curated record. Gene Ontology annotation, biological process: oxygen transport. Gene Ontology annotation, molecular function: oxygen carrier activity; oxygen binding; heme binding. Lineage: Eukaryota; Viridiplantae; Streptophyta; Magnoliopsida; Zingiberales; Zingiberaceae.